UUCGACUUGCCGUAGAAGUCGAUGUGCCGUAUAAGUCAGAAGGGGAGGUGUGUGCUCGUAUAAUUUGGCUAACAUAGAGCAGAAUGUCAUGGAAUUAAAUUUAAAAAGGAGGAUAACCAUGCCCGAAGGAAAAAUGUCGUGUUUACUUUACACAAGUGCACAUCGCUUCUGAUUGUGUCCCUCUCACCACCGGAAGAACAAGGCUUGAAGCGCACUAAGAAGCCGAAUCCUCCUGUCCGUUUUGUCCUACACAGAUUGCCGGUGGAGUAUUUGUCUUUGAAAGUGAACUGCGCAAGGCCACACAGCUCCAUUAGGCGGACUGAUAUACUACGACAGUUUAGAUGGUGUUCAUAAACGGACACACAUUUUAAUUUGCACAGAAAACAGAGCAGCGGAAACGAUGAGGAAGGACGUCAGGAUAUUACUUGUCGGGGAACCCAAAGUUGGGAAGACUUCCCUGAUCAUGUCCUUGGUCAGCGAGGAGUUCCCCGACGCGGUGCCUCUUCGUGCUGAAGAAAUCACCAUCCCCGCUGACGUGACACCAGAGCGCGUGCCCACACACAUCGUCGACUACUCCGAAGCAGAGCAAUCGGAUGAACAGUUAUAUCAUGAAAUUUCAAAGGCUAAUGUAAUAUGCAUCGUGUACUCUGUCAACAACAAGAAGUCCAUCGAAAAGGUGACCAGCCACUGGAUUCCGCUGAUAAACGAGAGGACGGACAAGGAUAGCAGGGUGCCUCUCAUCCUGGUCGGUAACAAGUCGGACCUGGUGGAGCACAGCAGCAUGGAGACCAUCCUGCCCAUCAUGAACCUGUACUCUGAGAUCGAGACCUGCGUGGAGUGCUCGGCGAAAAACCUGAAGAACAUCUCGGAGCUGUUCUACUACGCCCAAAAAGCAGUCCUGCACCCCACCGGACCCCUGUACUGUCCCGAGGAGAAGGAGAUGAAGUCGCCGUGCAUCAAAGCCUUGACCCGCAUCUUUAAAGUGUCUGACCUGGACAACGAUGGUGUCCUGAACGACCUGGAGCUCAACUUCUUUCAGAGGACGUGCUUCAACAUCCCGCUGGCCCCUCAAGCGCUGGAGGACGUGAAGAACGUGGUGAAGAGGAACAUGGCGGACGGUGUCCAUGACAACGGCCUGACGCUGAAGGGGUUCCUCUUCCUGCACACCCUGUUCAUCCAGCGGGGGCGGCACGAGACCACCUGGACGGUGCUGCGGAGGUUUGGCUACGAUGACGACCUGGAGCUGACGCAGGAGUACCUGCUGCCCCUGUUAAAAAUCCCCCUGGACUGCACCACAGAGCUCAACCACAACGCGUACCUCUUCCUCCAGAGUGUGUUCGACAAGCACGACAAGGACAGAGACUGUGCCCUGUCACCAGAGGAGCUGAAGGACCUCUUUGGGGUCUUUCCCUACAUGCCCUGGGGCCCUGACGUCAACAACACCGUCUGCACCAAUGAGAAGGGCUGGAUCACCUACCAGGGAUACCUGUCCCAGUGGACGUUAACGACGUACUUAGACGUGCAGCGCUGCCUGGAGUACCUGGGCUACCUGGGGUACUCCAUCAUCUGUGAGCAGGAGUCCCAGGCGGCCGCCAUUACAGUGACCCGGAAUAAGCGGAUCGACCUGCAGAAGAAGCAGACCCAGCGCAGUGUGUUCCGCUGCAACAUCUUUGGUGCCAAAGCCAGCGGCAAGAGCGGCUUCCUCCAGGCCUUCCUGGGCCGCAGCCUGCAGAGGCAGAAGAUGGUCAGAGAAACCCACAAAUCGCUCUACGCCAUCAGCACCACCUACGUGUACGGACAGGAGAAGUACCUACUCCUGCAGGAGAUCGUGCCGGACUUUGACUUCCUGUCGGACCGUGACCUCACCUGCGAUGUGGUGUGCCUGGUGUAUGACAUCAGCGACCCCCACUCCUUUGAGUACUGCGCGAAGGUGUACAAGCAGCACUUCCUGGACAGUAAGACGCCGUGCCUGGUGAUCUCGGCGAAGGCCGACCUGCACGAGGCGCGGCAGCAGCACAGCCCCGGGCCCGCCGAGUUCUGCCGGAAGCACAAGAUGCACCCGCCCCAGGCCUUCACCUGCAACACGGCCGAGCCGCCCUCCAGGGACAUCUACAUGAAGCUCACCACCAUGGCCAUGUAUCCCCACGCCCGGAUGUGCUGUGUGGGCACCUGCAACAGGUGUACCUAUUGCCUCUGUCAGAGCCUCCUCCAGUCAGGCCUGCUGCGGUCUGUAAAGACCAGGCUCUACACGGCUGUGAACAGGUGUUCACUCUCUUGUGUUUGGCUGCCUCUGUUUCUGUUCCUCUUACACCUGUUUACCUCCUUUUGACCGCCAGUGUCUAGUCUGUCCCCUAACAGGUUGGGCAUAUUUGUGCUCUCAACAGCGCCCUGGGGGCAGACGGUUGUGUCAGAAUCUUGUGUUUAUCAGUUUAAACAAAUAAAAAUUAAAAAAAAGGAAAUACUGAGCAGCCCCUUAUACUGAAAAGGCAGCCCCAGUUCCUAGCAGAUUUUGUGGUAUGGUGGUUAGUGUAAUAUUGUCUCAUUCCACUUAGUUCCUUGUUUCGCUCACUUUUAAAAAAUUAUACAAUGACAAAUUUCACGCAGUGAGUCAUUUAUAAGGUAGACCUGUACACCGGCUUGUUAAUGCAAAUAUUUGAUCAGCCAAUCAUGCGGCAGCAACUAAAUGCAUAAAAGCAUGCAGACGUGGUCAAGGGGUUCAGUUGCUGUUCAGAACAAAUGUCAGAAUGGGGAAGAAAAAGUAUCCAAGUGACUUUGAUUGUGGAAUGAUUGUUUAUGCCAGACAGGUUUGAGUAUCUCAAAAACUGCUGAUCUCCUGAGAUUUUCGCAUACAACAGUCUCGAGAGCUUGCAGAGAAUGGCUAAAAAACUAAAUCGUUCAGUGAGCAGCAGUUCUGCAGGCAAAAACGCCUUGUCAAUGAGAGAGGUCAGAGGAGAAGGGCCAGACUGGUCGAAGCCAGUACAACAGUGGUAUGCUGAGCGUCUCUGGACAUACAAUGCAUCAAACCUACAAGUGGAUAGGAUACAGUAGCAGAAGAAAAAAAAAAAAAAGAAAGUCUAAUGCCUAAUAAAGUGCUCACUGACGGUAUAUUUUUCAGCUCAAGUCGAUGGGGUUUGUGGGAAGGCGAUCUCAACUGAAAUGGGUCCAUUGGAGGGUAGGCCGGAGUUCACUGCGGUAGUGACAUCAAGCAAAACACGGCCGUCUGCCCUCCAGGUGCUGUUGAGGACAAACAGCCGCUUCAGGCUCGCUAACACCGCCUCUGUUGCCUGGGGUCUCUGUGCCGGGUUUCUGUGCAUUUAAGUGGCUUUCUCACUGUGAUGCCUGUGUGUGUGUGUGUGUGUGUGUGUGUGUGUCCGUGUGUGUGUCCGUGUGUGUGUGUGUGUGUCUCCAUGUGUGUGUGUGAGAGAGAGUUUUGGAAUUAGUUUUUAGCUUCUUUUUCUGUGGUGCCUGUCCCUCUGUGGAACGAAGCCUCUGAUCUGAGGGCCUGGUUUCAGUGGGAAGUGAGAUGAACGUUGGGGGGAUUCCCACACUUUACAGUCUGAUGUCUCUUCUGGGAUGGGCUGUGGGAGACGGGGGUUUUUGGUGAAUAUGCGGGUAAUGAGUAGUGGAAGGUCUGAGGUCUUUCUCUUCGGUACUGAAUCCAUUUUCUGGUUUAACCAUCAUCAGAUUCUAUAUUGCGUUUGACCAUUGACAAAAUCUGCUUGGGUGUUUUCCGUUAUUAUUGUGCAUUAUGCCACAAUUUUGGCCGGUUGUCAUGGUAAAGCUCAGCUGAAAGCUAGCGAGAGCAAGACGCAGGCCUUGGCCUGUGGGAAGUUGACCUUGGACCUUGGGUAGUUGACCUUGGACCUUGGGGAAGUUGACCUUGGACCUUGGCUUGGCCCUUAGGAAGUUGACCUUGGCCCUUGGGAAGUUGACUGACCUUGAAGCUUACCUUGGGACCUGGGAAGGUGAACUUGGGCCUUGGGAAGGCCACCAUGGGCGUAUGCGGGUGUAACGUUGUGUGGCAUCAAACGUGUUUCACACACUAACUCUGCGUCACCUCUGCGGCUCCUGUGACAUUGGUUGGUUGGGAUGAAGUGGGCGUUGCCUAAACACACACACACACACACCGAAUUGCCAUGGACACUAUCCAAGAUAAUAUUUCAAAAUAUUGCAUACUAUAUGUUUAGUACAAAAAAAAUAGGCUUAAUUCAUAUGUUUUAAGGGGUGUGCCUUGUUUUCUUUUUUAUAUUUUUUAUGAUUUGGUGAUUUUUAUUUUUAAAUCCCAAACUGCACACCUUGGGAUACGAUUCGAUGAGAACCACAAAGUUCUGUCAGGUGCCCCUCGCCGGUGGAAAGGCGGUAUCUGGGGGCCGUCGGCUGCAGCACGGUGUGUG
Messenger RNA from Conger conger (European conger), 4394 nucleotides. RefSeq names its product mitochondrial Rho GTPase 1-A-like. Gene Ontology annotation, molecular function: GTP binding; calcium ion binding; GTPase activity. Gene Ontology annotation, biological process: small GTPase-mediated signal transduction; mitochondrion organization. The transcript is spliced from 20 exons. The coding region runs from base 401 to 2329 and encodes 642 amino acids. Gene Ontology annotation, cellular component: mitochondrial outer membrane. Lineage: Eukaryota; Metazoa; Chordata; Actinopteri; Anguilliformes; Congridae. The record is from RefSeq and is a predicted model, not a curated record.